AUGAGGCGAUUCUUGGUGUUUUCGUUGGUUACGAUGGCGAUAAUUGUGCCUAAGAGUGAUGCAAAUUGUGCUUUCCAAGCCAUCUUCAAUUUCGGGGACUCAAAUUCGGAUACAGGUGCCUUCUAUGCAGCUUUUCCAUCUCAGCCUUCGCCUAAUGGCAUGACCUAUUUCAAAAGGCCGACUGGUAGAGCCGCAGACGGGAGGCUGUACAUCGAUUUUCUCGCGCAAGCUUUGGGAUUGACAUUUAUAAGCCCUUAUUUACAAUCCAUUGGAUCGGAUUACAGGAAUGGUUGCAAUUUUGCUACAUUGGCUUCCACAGUCCUCCAGCCAACUACUUCUUUGUUUGUCAAUGGAGUUAGCCCUUUCUAUUUAGGUGUUCAGCUCAACCAAAUGAAGCUUUUCAAAGCCAAAGUCGAUGAAUCCGGAGGGAAAGGCAAUCUUCCUUCAUCUGAUAUAUUUGGGAAGGCGCUUUACACACUCAAUAUUGGCCAAAAUGACAUCACCGGCUACCUAGGUUCAGCCGGUCCAGGUGGGGUGAAAGAGAAUGCACCUCAAGUCAUUUCUCAAAUCACGAGCACCAUCAAGGAACUGUACUCGUUAGGUGGACGGACAUUUCUAGUGUUGAAUCUUGCUCCAGUAGGCUGUUAUCCGCGAUUCUUGGCUGAGCAGUCUCAGGGGGGAAGUGUAGACCAAGAUGCGUCUGGAUGCAAGAUUUCUUACAACAAUGCAGUCAAUGAAUACAACAAUAUGUUGAAAGAUGCACUUCAACAAACCAGAAAUGAUCUUUCUGGUGCUAAUGUGAUAUAUGUGAACACUAAUGCUGCGCUGCUCGAUCUUUACCAGAAUCCGAAAUCCCAUGGGAUGCAGCAUGGAUUAACAGCAUGCUGUGGACAAGGAGGUGGUGACUACAAUUUCAACCCUCAAGUUUUCUGCGGUUCGAGCAAGGUGAUCAAUGGACAGACAGUUACAGCCACUGCCUGCAGUGAUCCUCAAAAUUAUGUAAGCUGGGAUGGCAUACAUUUGACAGAAGCUGCUAACAAGCUCAUGACAUAUGCCAUUCUUAGUGGCUCGUAUAAUGAUCCUCCGUUUUCGCUUAAUCAGUAUUGUGAUAUUCAACCAAUCGGAUGA
This is a messenger RNA of Fraxinus pennsylvanica, 1128 nucleotides long. The record is from the annotation of a GenBank genome assembly. NCBI's taxonomy places the organism in Eukaryota, Viridiplantae, Streptophyta, Magnoliopsida, Lamiales, Oleaceae.